Messenger RNA from Procambarus clarkii (red swamp crayfish), 3695 nucleotides. Its product is annotated as dnaJ homolog subfamily C member 2. Gene Ontology annotation, biological process: 'de novo' cotranslational protein folding; regulation of translational fidelity. Gene Ontology annotation, cellular component: cytosol. The record is from RefSeq and is a predicted model, not a curated record. Lineage: Eukaryota; Metazoa; Arthropoda; Malacostraca; Decapoda; Cambaridae. Gene Ontology annotation, molecular function: Hsp70 protein binding; ribosome binding.
UAGUCCGCCCUCUCCGGCUCCUCCUCUCAACCGCUCAAAAAUGUGUCUUCUUAUUUUGUAGCAGUUCACCCCCGAGGCUCUAUAAUAUUUAACUAUGACUGCCGACAUGGAUACCGAGGACUCGAGCGUUGCAGUCAUCAUCAAGAGGCGACUUACACCUCUCAUACAGGUUGAGGUAGAGCCAGUUGGCAGGUGGUUCCAUGCAUAUGAAGCUCGGAGGCUGCGUGGCCACCUCAUCUCCUCUGCUGGGGAGAGCGAGGAAGAAAGUGAAGGAGAGGAAGGCCCUGAAGUGGAGAUUGAGGAUGAUAUUCAGUAUCUCAGAUCACUCAACCCUGCUGAUUGGAAGGAUCAAGAUCACUAUUCUGUGUUGGGACUGAAGAAGUAUCGGUACAAGGUAUCAGAUGAUGAUAUAAAGAGAGCUUAUCGUAUGAUGGUGCUUCGGCACCACCCUGAUAAAAGAAGAGGGGCUGGGGAAGAGAUUCGUGAAGAUGAUGACUAUUUCACCUGUAUUACUAAAGCCAAUGAGAUUUUGGGAGAUCCAAUUAAGCGUCGUUCAUGGGACUCUGUUGAUCCAGAGUUUGAUGAUGAUGUUCCUGUAGUAAAUGCUUACAAUAAAGCUCAUUUCUUCGAGGUAUUUACUCCGGUACUGGAACGCAAUGCUCGAUGGUCAACAAGAAAACAUGUUCCUGGCCUUGGAAAGCCUGAUGACCCAAAGCAGAAAGUGGACAGGUUCUAUGCCUUUUGGUAUGAUUUUGAGUCUUGGCGCGAGUUUUCUUACUUGGAUGAAGAAGAGAAGGAAAAAGGGCAAGACCGAGAAGAACGUCGUUGGAUUGAGAAACAAAACAAAGUAGAACGAGCUCGAAGACGAAAAGAGGAGAUGGCACGACUAAGACGAUUGGUUGAUAAUACCUAUGCUUGUGAUCCCAGAAUUUCAAAAUUUAAGGAGGAAGAGAAGGAGAGAAGACUGGCGUACAAAAAGGCUAAGGCAGAUGCAAUCAGACAAAAGAUGGAAGAGGAGGAGAGGAUAAGACGAGAAGCUGAAGAAGCAGAAAGAAAGAAAAGGGAAGUUGAAGAAGCUGAACAAAGAGCAAGGCAGGAAAUAGAGAAGAAAGAGCGAGAGGCAUUGAAAAAGGCAUUCAAAAAAGAACGCAAGAGUUUACGCACACUUUGCAAGGACAAUAAUUAUUAUAGCAAUGAAGAAAGUGAACGGGUGCAGGUGAUGACAGAUGUGGAGCUGCUGUGUGAGGCUCUAGAACUUGUCAAAAUUGAAGAGCUCAACAAGAAACUUUCUCAGGCUGGCAAAGAUCAGACUAAAGGCAGAGGAGUUCUAAUGAAGGAGGUAACAGAAGUUCGCAAUCGCAUUAAACGUGAGAGAGAGGAAGUAUCAGUGGCAGCUUCUAGAGGUGGCAGUGGAAGUGGUGGUGAAGGCUCCUCACACAAAAGCUGGUGUCAGGAUGAUCUCCAGCUUCUCAUCAAGGCCGUAAAUCUCUUUCCAGCUGGUACAACAAAGCGGUGGGACGUUGUUGCCGAGUACAUCAACCAGCACACUACCACUACAGGCAUAGUACGACAUGCUAAAGAGGUUCUCAGUAAGGCCAAAGAGCUGCAACACUCGGACCAACAUAUGCGUGAAGCUGCCAAUAAAAAUGCUUACCACAGUAUGGAGAAGUCUCAGGGUAAACCAACAAUAAGCGAUGCUACGGCCUCACAGAGGUUUGACACACCACAGGAGAUGUUAGGCAUGAAUACUAUGGCUUGGGGUGCAGAGGAACAACGUUUGUUGGAACAAGCUUUGAAGACAUAUCCAGUUUCCACGCAAGACCGCUGGGACCGCAUUGCCGAAUGUGUCCCCAACCGUACUAAGAAAGACUGCAUGAGACGAUACAAGGAGCUUGUGGAGAUGGUGAAAGCAAAGAAGGCUGCUCAAGCUGCUGCUGCUGCCAAGAAAUAGAAAGUUAUCCUCGUGUUUAUAUGCAGUACAGUAUGUUACACUUCAUUUUGACUGGUUGCCAGAAAUUUGCACAUCCAGAAGUGACUAUUGCAGUUGUGUAAAUGUACAUAUGUCUUCAGUGUAAAAAAAAAAAAUUAGAAUUAUACUGCAAUACAUCUUUUCCACCAAAUUGAAUGUUGUCUUUAGUUUCUCUAUAAAUCUCAUAUCUCCUUGAAGAUACCUGACAUUGCCCUUUUUAUAUAUAUAUAAUAUAUAUAUAUAUAUAUAUAUAUAUAUAUAUAUAUAUUUAAAUAUAUUAAAAUGUGUGCAUGUGCCCUUCCCAUCGUCCUCCCCUCAGCCCUUCCCAUAUAAUUUAUAUUAUAUACUGUAUAUAAAUUAUAUAUAUAUACAGUAUAAAAUUAUGUAUAAUUUAUAUGAAAGUUAUUUAAAUGAGCAUAUAGGAUUGUUUACAUGUCAGUCCAUUAAUGCGAGUUGUGUAUGCAACAUGCUAUGGUCAAUGUUUUAAAUGGCUGUAGAGUGCAAAAUACUACUGUAUAUUUGUAACUUCACAGUUAGGAUCGUGAUCUCAAUGUAAUUUUGAAAAUAAUAAUGCUUCCUAGGCCAUAUAAAUGAAUUAUUAAUUAUUUCUUUACCGUUGUAUGAUGAUAUUCCUGGCUUGAAGCAAAGAUAAAAUAUCAUUGGCCAUUUGUAACUUUGUUGAAGAUGAGGUGUUGGACAAAAUACCUGAUAUUAUUUUGUAUUUUGUAUCUAGAAGCUUAUUGCCCAAUGACAUUUAACAAAGAAAUUGUUUAAAGUAAUAUUAGCAAUAGCUAAAGCAGUUUAAGUAUAAUUUUGGUGAAAAAAUCACAGCAAUACCAUAGUAUUUUUUCAGAAAUACUGUAUAAUACUUGACAGUCUGGGGGGACAGGAACAAUUAAUUUAAAUUAGAAGGAACUUUUAUGCCAUAUUUCAAGGCAGUACUUAAAAUUUUGUUUUGGUUUGGUUCCCCUGUGACCUUAAUCUAAACUUUAUUCAUUGGUAACAUUUCAUUUGUAGAUUUUACAAAUUGUGGUUUUUCACAAAGUGCCACUGUGUCAUUGCCAAUGUGCAUCUCUUAAUAUUUAUAACAAAUUAAGUAAAAAGGUUUACAAUUUAUGGAAAAGCAUUGUGAGUUACUUUAAUUGUGAAGCAGUAGAGGACAAUUUGUGUGCAUCCUGCAGGGUGUCUGGAAAUAGUAACUGCCUUUCUUUCUUUAAUGAAUUUCCUCUGAAACAAUAUUUUUCGGGUACAUAUUGAGUCUCGCUACAGUACAUAGACAAAGUGUACGUACAAGUGAUAUAUAUAUAUAUAUAUAUAACCAUUGUAAUUAUUCCAAUUCACUUGACAGUGGUUGCAUGUGUGUGGGUGUGUGACAGUUUUGCCAGAGCUGUGCUUUGUGUAUUGCAAGAAUACUUGCAGGCUGGUACACAGUGAUAUCAAUUUAUAGUUAGUUUGAAUGUAAACCCUUUCCAUAUGGUGAAAUCUAUCUGUAAUGAUUUUGCUUACAUUUUUGUUGCCUGAGACCUUGCAUAACAAUAUUGAGGAAAAAUAUUUGUAGUGAACUGGGGGAAAGAGAACUGGGGGUAGUGAAUAAUGACUUUUUCCUCAUAUGAUAAUGUCCAACUGUGAUUUUUGACUUUUAAAAGAUAGUUAAUAAACAGGAUUGUGUUUUCAUUACUGAGAUCAGAUUUUAGUAAUUGUUUACAUAAUAAAAUCAUAAAUUUCA